GCCGCCAGCAGCGGGUGUCACUCACUCACUAAGUCGGUCUGUUGCUUUCAGUGUGGCCGGUUACUUUCUUCAUUUGGAAACUGGGAAUGACAAUGGCGGAGUGUUAAAUGCACCAUGGCCGGUCACAGGACUAACACAGCUGAUCGCAGCAGGAGACCACAUGAAGUUAUAUGUGUGACGUUUGGAGCUGAACUCCUGCACAGAGGACCAAUUAGAGCACUUUUAAGGAGCUUUCUUUAACCAAAGUUAGGAGCGUCACGUGAAACUUGGAGUUAAAGUUAUAGCCUACUGUUUACUUUUGUGCGCGAGCCAUGGCUCUGUCCCAAAUACUGUGCCUGGACGAUAACCAUGUGAACCCGCGGACGCACGAGUCCAAACCGGAGUUCCUGUACAGCGAGGACCAGCGGCUCGCGCUGGAGGCUUUCCUGCGGGAAGGUCGCGAGGCGUUUGUUAAGUACCUGGGGACCCACGGCCUGCGCGGCUUCCUCUCAGACCCGGAGCUGGACACUCUCGCCGGGGCGGUGGAGCCCUAUGACCCGGGCUUGGAGCUCUUUCCGGAGGAUGCCGAGGAGGACGAGCCCCCGCCGCUGUCAGAGCACUACUGGCCCGACCUGUCGGACACGUCCAUCCCGCAGAUGGACCUGGGCUGGCCGGAGAGCAUUUCUUACCGGGGGGUCACGCGCACUACCGUGUACACGCAGCCACCAAUGGAGGACCAGGCGCACAUCAAAGAAGUUGUCAGGAAGAUGAUUGCGCAGGCGCAAAAGGUAAUUGCAGUGGUGAUGGAUGUGUUCACCGAUGUCGACAUCUUCAGAGAUUUGCUAGAUGCUGGUUUCAAGAGGAAAGUGUCAGUCUACAUCCUGUUGGAGCGCGCAACACUACCUCAUUUCCGAUCCAUGUGUCAGAGGGCUGACAUGCAUGCCGGACACCUCAAGCACCUGCGUGUACGCUGCACACAUGGAUCAGAGUUCUACACUCGGUCCUGCACCAGAGUCAGAGGGCGAAUGGGACACAGAUUCAUGUUCAUCGAUGGCGACAAAGCUGUGUCUGGGUCGUACAGUUUCACUUGGAUGUCAUCACGGCUGGAUAGAAAUCUCAUCACCGUGACUACAGGCCAAGCAGUGGAAACGUUCGACAGGCUGUUUUGCAUCCUCUACGGAUCCUCUAGCUCGGUUGACCUCCGGCAAGUCGCCACAAAGCCUGAACCUGAGCUGGAGCCCCUCCCACAACAGGCCGCAUUGCCCCUUCCUUCUGCUGCUAUUGCAAGGAAAAUGUACAACCCCAAAUACGCCCUGGUUGCUUUAAGCAGCCCCAGCCCGGCCCCUUCUGAUGGCCCCAAAGAGACCCAAACUCCAGAGGAAUCCAAGAACCCUGAAACAAAGAAACGGAGGCGGAGGAGGGGGAGUAAAGAAGCCAUACAGGAGGCCCCUCCCACUCACCCUGGACUCAUUCUAGAGAAAGUGAACUUGAUACCAUACCUGCCCACCUGGCCAGAGCCUGACCCCUCCAGUGAUGUUAUUGGGUUCAUUAACGUUCGUGAUUCCAAAAAGCCGACUCAGGUCCAUCUGCAGAGAUCUGAGAUGUUUCAGACCAGCCAAGCGAUCAAGUUUAGCAGUCCAUUCAGCAUGCCUAAGGAAAUCCUGCCAGAGGUCGCCAAGCCCAGACAGCUCACCACCAAACAUGAGGAGAUGAAUAAACUCAAACCAGCACAAGAUAAAACCAAAGCUGAAGAGUCGGCGGUAGGCAGAGCUCAGCCAACGCAACUCAACGCACAGCCUGGUGACAUCAAAAGCAAAGCAGAGGCACCUGGACAGAAACCACCUAUAUCUGAACCAAAGUUCGAAUCCAAAAAUGACACAAUAAAGACUCUCAACGCUGAGAAUAAACUGCAUUCAAACACGCACAACAACCUAGAUGCAGGGCACAACGGUACACCUCACCUUAAUGUGCACACACCUCACCAAUCCAGCAACAAAGCAUCCACUCCUAACACUGAGAGGCCUUCACACACCACACAAAAUGCCACCGUCCUCCCUGGAUCAAACACUAAAAAUGAAACUAAUUCAAACACACAUCAUGCUGUUGUGUACAGGACGAACACCCUGGAGACGAGCAGUACAAAAACCUCACACCUGUGUCAUCCCGCUGACAUCACAGAGCCGCACACACAGGCUGUUCAAACGCAGCCACAAAACUCCUCUGAAAUGACUCCCGACAGCCACAAGCCCUCCUCUCCUACUUCUGCUACAUGCUCUCAGUCUGUCAGUUCCACCUCUGAAAACAAUCAGGUCUCCGUUGCUACAAGCACGACUACCAGUGGCUGUUCUCCUUUGUCCCCCCUCAGCUCCUCUUCUUCCGUUCCUCCUCUUACCUCAUCUUCUACAACUCCAAAUCCUCACCUCCCUUCAUCCUCAACAUCCCCACCUUCAACCUCAACCCCUCCCAUCCCUAAACCUCGCACUGUCCAGCUGGUUAUCAAAGGCGGUGUAACUGGCGAUAACCAGAAGCUGCCAGAGUUCAAUGUUGUCAGGAAGCCUGAGCCCAGCACGGGGCCGCCAGUGGUUCAAAAUGUAGCAUCAGAAAAAGUCCCCGAAACUGUUCCAGCACUGCAGGAUGUCAGUGGAAGCAUGACAGGGGCACAAAAAGAUGUCAAGAAUGCAGAGAAAUCUCCACAGCAAAGUUUUACCUCUCAGCAGACGAAGAAUGAGGAAGCAGUUGGACGACACGAUGACAGAGAAGGAAUGCAGUUGGUGGCUGGAAACAACCUGGAAGCCAGGUCAGAUGUUUUGAUUACUGGCAUGCCAAGAGCAGAGAGUGAAAGUAGUCUGGAAAUAAUUCCAAAAGAUGUCGAGCCCAAGACUUUGACAUCAAAAGAAAGCACAUUAACCCCACAGACAGACUGUGAAGCCGAGGCGCAGACAGAGAUAAAGGCCCCAGAAAGAGCACUAAGAGGCUGUGACCUCACUGAGGUGCCAAAUGAAAAAAGUGAGAAUGUCACAGAGCACAAAACGUACCUUGCAAGAGCAUGUGUACCUCAGAGAAUAUCAUAUAAUAAUACAGAUGCAUUAGAGACUGUGGACUCUUUAAAAUCUCUAACACACACUCCUGUGUCUGCUACACACAUAUCCAAAGACAGUGCAGCUGCAGACACACAAGGCCAGCAGGCUAACCCAGCACACCACACAGACGGCAUACCAAAUACUGCAAAACAUAACACGCACAGCACUUUCCAAGAACAAAUUCCUAAAGCACGUGGAAGCACACACACACCUGAAAGACCCCUGCACUUGCAUCUCUCGGACAUACACACGCCGGACUUUCGUUCACCUGAGAGAGAAUCGCGGUCGCUCACGGCUCUCAUACGCACUCCGACUCCAGAUGGAUUUCUCCCGCAGACGCCCACCCCUGACUCAAGAACUCACACGCCGGAUCCACAGUCGCACACUCCAGACUUUCGAACUCCUACGCCCGACGGGUACGUCUCCGCUCUCUCCACCGCCUCAGAGGAUUAUUACGAAUGUAGCGACUCUCCUUCUCCUUCUCUCCUGAACCACGAAGCGAUGGAGGAUCAUACUGACUUCACUCUUACAAAUACUUCUUACGCUACAACCAGUCCUCUAUACAUGAAUUUUAACAGUUGUGCUGCUUCAUUGGGCAUUCUAGACAGUAGGACCUCUAGCAAUGAAACACUGAGUUCGUCUGGACCUGCUGGAGUCUCCUCUUCUUCUCCUUUACUUGAGAAGAAGGCAAAAAUGUGGGAUGGAAAGGAAAUCACAAAUGAAGAAAAUGGGAGAGAAGAAGUGCCAGAGAGGAGGACAGAGGGAGUUUACAAGGGGACGGAGAGGAGAGGCAGCGAGGAAGCUAAGAGAACAGCAGACCAUUUAAAACAAGGAGAAAAUUCAACAGAGACAGAAGAAAACAAACACGAGGCCCAACCCCAGGCCCCGAAGAGGAAGAGGGUGAUAAACCAAUCAGCAGCUGUCGAUGGAGGAGUGACUCCAGGAGAAUUAACCAAUGACAAAACAGAGCCAAAGCGAUUGUCCACAGGUGACCCUCAACCUAAGAAGAGUUCUGAGGGAAAGAGACCAGACAAAGAGAAGGCAGUGGACAAGGCGUCACUAGGACCCGUCAGUGUGGAGAAGAAAGACCGGCCCCAGUUAAUCAAAGAGACGGAGGGACAGAAGAUUUUGCACACUCCUCCCAAAAUUCCACGAGGACAGCAGCAGAACAAUGGAUCGUCCUCUCCUUCCCGACCACCCAGACCCCCGCGACCAAUCUCAGGCAACCAGUCUUUGGGUCCUCGUCCCUGGGAAACCCGUCAGCUGAACCAGACAGAAAGCAAGGUGCUCCACGGUAAUUUCCAGGUCUUGGAUAAUACCUCAUCACCUCGCAGGCUGCCAUCCAGACCACCUCCUCCAGUGGCAGCGGGACGGAAGCAGGCCGAAGUCUCCCCCGGCCAGCAGAGCCUCCUCUCACGACAGCCUCUAGCAGCGCAGGGCAGGACGAGACCCGGACAGUCACUAAAUCCACAUCCCUACCCAAAGCCCCAGGCCUCUUUCCUCCACACACACUCAAACAGAGGGGAGCAGCUCCAACCUCAUUCCCAGAACCAGACGGUAGCACAGCAGGAAACACAUUGGCAGGAAGAAGCAAGGUCUCCAUUUAGCUUCACUUUUAGCAGGCUGUACAACUUGAAGGGCCUGAAGGACAAGGUGAGCAAGCUGCCAGCACAGAGCAAGAGAGGCAGCGCCAGCUCUCCGGGACAGGGACGCAAGAGCACGAGCUAGUCUGGUACCAUCGGUCAUCCUGGCAUUAAUACUGUAUCACACCAAGCCAAAGCAAAAAAAGCCAACUCAAAAAAACAAAAAACAAACAAACACAGAAUUAAAGGGACAGUUCA
Messenger RNA from Epinephelus lanceolatus (giant grouper), 4900 nucleotides. RefSeq lists its product as uncharacterized. The record is from RefSeq and is a predicted model, not a curated record. Gene Ontology annotation, biological process: signal transduction. Gene Ontology annotation, molecular function: protein kinase binding. Lineage: Eukaryota; Metazoa; Chordata; Actinopteri; Perciformes; Serranidae.